UAUUGUUUUCACGAUAUUUGUUUUACUAUUUCAGAAAUUUCAUAUGUUUGGAAGUUUUGGCAUAGCUAACUUUUUGUAGAUUCAGUCGUUUGCCAGCACUGAUUACCAACCGCGCCAAAUCAGCUGUGUGGUAAUAACAGCGCCAAAGCACUGCCGCGUACUUAAGCUGCAGCAUUUGUUUAUCCUGUUUUAUAUUAAGUGGUAGUCGAGUCAUACGAAUUAAAUGAUGCGUACAGAUGCAUUAUUUUCUUGUUUUUUAAUUAUAUUUCAAAACGUGUGCUGCCAGAGUGGUAGCCAUGGCGUAUGGGAGGAUCCACAAGCCGCCUGGUUACAGCUGGCGCCAGAAGAGCAUUAUCAUGGGGAUCAGUGCAGUCAGUGUCCUGCGCCUUCUGUAGGGACCACUGAGGAUGCUUUGGCCCUGACAUACUUUAGGAAGUUUGUCAACUUGCUAUUAAAUCGCAAGCGAUUGCAUUACAACGAAGCUUCGGCAACGUACAAGCGCUCGCUACUGUUUACAUUACUUCCGGCACAACUAGCUGAGCUUGAAGCGACACACGAUGUGCGAGAUCUGGAUGUAUUGCUUACGAAAAUAAUGGAGAAUGUGCAGGCCGCGCCUUUGUUUGCCGGCGAGGAAGGCUGUGAUUAUGCUCACCAGGGGCACGGAGUCCGCGGGCUUGUUGUAGAUAUAUUCAAGGAUUUCCUGCAGCUGCUUAAAAUAUCCGAGGUGCAGUUUACAUUGUUUGUGCUUCUUGCUAUUGUUGCUGGCUGGAUUGUGCAAAGGCGUUUCCGGCUUCGUGGCUUAACAGUUGUAAUAGGCGGAAUUGCGCUUUUUGGCUAUUUCCACACUUAUCUGGAGUGCAACAGAAAAUUAGAAAUAGAACAAAUGAUUGAUGUUCUUGAAAAAAAUAACCAGCCUACUUUGGAUAACGCUGAUCAGUCUUGGUUUGCACGUUUACGAAACCAAUUUGUUUCGAGUGGUACUAUUGAGGAACAACAAAAGCAACAAUUAAGAAAAUCUAGCAAGAUUAACUUAGCAUAUUGCCGACCCGAUCAUGUUUUACUGAUGUAUUUAAAUGAUCUGUUUCUGAAGCAAUUGGAAAUGUUUCUCGAGAAGGUUAUGCAUACCUUAAGUAAUUUGCGCUCUGGACUUUCGUUUCCGUACAAUUAUGUUGCCUUAGUUUCACUUGUCGCUUUGGUGGGCUACAUUGUGAAACUUACAUUCAAGUAUAUUCUCAGCCCUAAGGCUUGGGCUGCACUUUUACACAAUAAAAAUUCUUCCCGAGGAACGGAUGUGCAACAGGCCGUUUUAAACAAUGAGGCAGGCGGUGAUCGUUUAUCAGGUGAAAAUCUAAAGAUGUUACUAAAUGUUAUAAAUGCCACAAACAAUGCAACAAAUGCGACAUCACAGCAACAGCAAAAACAACUGCCGGCCGUAUCGGGCGUACAAGAGCUGUUAGAACCUUUAGAAGCUCCAACGUCAGUAGAUGCUAAGAAACAGGACGAAAGUUCCAGCAGCACAAACAGUUCGACAGCCGAUGCUAAACAACUGGCUUGUUUCACUCUUAUUAAUGAUAGUGAUAAUGAGAGUGAUACAAAGGUGUCCUUAAGUGUUUAAAGCUGUAAAAUGUACACUGUAUUUUAAUUGUCUUAACUAAGUUUUAACCCAGUUUUUGAGCCGCCAACCGUAUUGUCAUAUUAUGGCAAAUAGUAUAAGGUUCGCAAAUAAUUAUUUACCAAUUGAUAUUUGUCGUA
Scaptodrosophila lebanonensis is the source of this 1752-nucleotide messenger RNA. RefSeq lists its product as uncharacterized. Bases 224 to 1615 code for a protein of 463 amino acids. Lineage: Eukaryota; Metazoa; Arthropoda; Insecta; Diptera; Drosophilidae. The record is from RefSeq and is a predicted model, not a curated record. The transcript is spliced from 6 exons.